AUGGAUAUCUUCGCCCGGUCCUUCACUCUUCUACACAUCAGACCGUACACACGUUCUCUGGAAGGACUCCCUCAAGAAGUCCUUCGAAGAAUUGUAGAACACGCAGACUUGGACACUCAGGACAGGAAGGCCAUCAGCCUGACUUGCAGCACCUUGCGAAGCCAUGCACUCCCGAGCCUGUUUCGGCGCAUCACGAUCUCUCAGCUGCGCCUGGAUCGUGAAAAAUUUCUUUCUAUUUGCCAUACGCCCCAUUUAGUACAAUAUGUGCGGGAGGUUGAAUGGCAGGAAAUCUCAUGGCAUCCUGGAUUUUUCUCCCUUGUCGCCUUUAAGUCAGGCAAGGAGAAGUUGCUGAGUUGGCUUUGGUGUUGGUAUCAUCUCAAUUCCGGUAGUAGGACUCCAGAUCUAUCUGGUAUGCUACGAGCUGGAGAUCAAGGCGCUCAACUGGCAUUCCAACUGGACGAGUCCAUCAAAAAUCUCUUUUGGCUCUCCACUAUCCCUGAUUUUUCAUCCUCGAAAUAUCCAACUACCUGCGCAGAAAUGCGCGACUCCGGAUUUUCCCAAGAGGAGAUCAACACAAUCAGGACAACAUCAGGUCAGUUUGGUGAGCGCCUAAUUGAAUUUGAUCCAGAAAUCUUCAACUCCGUACGGGAAGAUGCUAUUGCGUCCUUUCGGCCACGCUUCGAAGACGGGCUCGGCCGCCUCCCCUACUUAACAGGUGCGCUAUCAAGACCAAUGGAUCCUGACCGAGUUGUGUGCUCCGGAGGAUAUGAAUUACAGGCUGUACACUUUCAGGCACACCAUACAUCCUGGGAUGAGAAAGACGGUCCCAUACCAACGGCGAACGAUGGACUCUUUCUAUUCCUCUUUCCCGCUAUUGAAAGACUCGGAAUCCGUAUCACUCGACUUCUUUGGCAAGAUGAAUAUCAGUACUACAGCUGUUUUCGCCCUAUACCCUGCCCUGAGGUCUUUGAGCAUCUUCAAAAACUGGAGCUGUCAUUUUACUUCCCUCGAAGAAUCCAACUUGAUAACCCCGAUGUUUACGAAACUAUCAACUCACUCCUGGAGACUGCGACUGAUCUGACUCAUCUUGUUGUAGACAGCAAUCUUGUUGAUAGCUUUUACUUACCAUGCAUCCGAUCCACACGACUAGUCUCCCUACAUCUUCACUCUACCCCGGCAGUCACCUGUGAUGAGCUGAUCCCGGUUUUGCAAAGAAACGCUAAAACACUUCGACACAUCGGCUUGGACAGUUCCGCGUUAUCCCUGGGAUCGCUCAACUGGAUCAGGGAAUAUGUCCCUAACCUUCAAUUAGAAUCCUGCCGCUUGAUGGGCGCCACGCAGAAUCAAGACUGGGUUCCCGAAUCUCAUGUCGUCGACUAUUUGAACCGCCACGGAUCACAGGACCAGGCAGGUGGGCAGCGCGAGAAUUCUUUUGAGUGGGGGGAGUUGUUGUUCAAAAGAAUUGCGAUAUUCACUGAAGAUGACUUGAUGGGCGCGCCUUGCCGGGAGGAUUCCGAGGAGAGUGAGGAUUUCGACAUGGCAGAAGAGCACGACUACGAGUUCGGCGAGGGUAGCGCAGCAGACGACCGGCGGAGUAUUGAAAAUGCAGUGGAUGAUGUCGAAGACGUCGAGAUAUCUCGAUAUGAUGAAGCUAUGCGGCCACGUACCCGUGCCAGGGCGCAGAAGAAAAGAAGAGGACGGUACGCUCCUUACAAUAGUGGAGCCAGUGAAGUGGAUGAAGGGGCCGAAGCUGAGGGAAUGGAGGUAGACGAAGACUCUGAUACUGGGAAUCGCGAAGGGGGCCCAAGGAGCGAAUUAAGUGAUGCCGAGGAUACCGAAAUGCUGGAUGACGAUGAUGCAGGAGAAAGGGAAGGCCCUACUGCGGACAGAGAGCAUGAGACUAGCUUGAAAGAAGAGAGCGAGAUUGACGAGGAGGACGGAGGCGCAGGUGACGAAAUGGAAGAAGCGGAAGACUCUGAUGAUGAGGAGAUGGACGUCGUGGACGACUCCGAGAGCAUCAUGAGCAGCAAUUGCGUGGAAACAAACGAACGGGUUGUUGGUCGGAAAAUCGUGUACUCCGAGUUCGUGGAUGAGGACAACGAAGACUGGGAGUCUAAUAAGAGCGAGUACAGCCCCUCAAUCUCAAGCGAGGGCUCACCGAUGGGAGAGGUCAUGGGUAUAUGA
This is a messenger RNA of Clonostachys solani, 2184 nucleotides long. The record is from the annotation of a GenBank genome assembly. Lineage: Eukaryota; Fungi; Ascomycota; Sordariomycetes; Hypocreales; Bionectriaceae.